AUACUGAAGGCGAAUAGAUCCGCGAGAGGCUCUGGAUGCUAGCUUUCAUCUUAACCAGGGUUUACUGGGUUAUCUUAGCUUACUAUGAUUUAUCAGGUCCGCCAACUUCAAGUUCAACACCCUCGCGCUAGCACAGAUGUUCAAAAGUGGAGAGGGGAAUUUGGUUGGACUCGCAUCACACCCGAAAUGGAAGGUCACAACUUACACUCCCUAGUUUCAAAGACGGGCAAUAAUCGAUGUGUUGUGUCGCGUGUUAGCAGUGUUGUUGGCACCGCCCGAAUCUAUCCUACUUCAAUGGCACCCAUACCGAAGCAUGGCUCGUUACGGACUCACCCUUAGUCUCCCUCCACUGAUCUGAGGAACGAAUUGAUCAAUGAUGAAACGAGGCUGUGUUUAGCGAAGGGAAUAGUAGUACGUUAUAAUCUUUUACUCUUGCGCCUACUAUUCACUCCUACUGAGAGAAAGCUCUCUCGCUGAAGGCGGUGGAUGUGAGCGAGGAUGUAAAGGGCUGCCAUAAAUGCAUGUCAAAACCGGGGCCGAACUUGUCUCAAAUCUUGUGGGACACGGUGAAGAUGUGAUACUGCCCAACCGUGGGCGCGCGGAAGUUAUCCCCUUGGGUAUUACCGUACCCCUGAGGUCUGAUGACCCAGAGGCAAAUCCUCUUCCAAGGAAAGCUAUACUAGACAUGUUAGUGAUAAUCUUGCAGUGGGCAUAACAUCGACUGACUGGCCUCAGAGGUGGAAUAUAUCUCUAGACGUCAACGAUCCUGAUGGAUCAUCUCUUGACUUUAGUCCGUUUGAGAUGGUGUUUAAGGGAACUUGUGUCACGUUUGACGAAAUUCAAGACGAAAUUCAGGAUGUUGAUUAUCCCUCGAACAUUUACAGGAUAGGGUACUAUUCGCAAUUGCAUCUAAAACCUGGCUUGCCUGUCAAGUUCAUAGGACACUUCGUACGCCAAUUAUGAACGGGAUUGUACAGUCGAUCUUCCUAAAUAAGGGGGCGUGUGUUGACGUUCUCCGUUUCCCACUUGUUCAGUUUAUAAUCGUUCCACCCGCCCGUACCUCUCUAUGGCGACCCGUUUAUAUAAUGUCAUAACUAGUCAACAACUUCCACCUUGGUAGGACGAGCGCGUGAACAUACCUAACUGUACCAGAAUAUAUUUGACCCUCACCUGGGUUGCCAGGACGCAUGGGCCAUAGGCGCGGAUGUAACUUGUCACCAGCGCCUCUUUUCCAGAGGUGAACGCUCGAUUGGGUUAUAUCUUCUUCAACAUACCCAUCUUUAGGCAGGAUGUCUUUGCUUAAGGGUGCGCUGAUAGUGACAGAGCCAACCUUUACAAAAUAGGAUAGCAUUUUUCAAAGCGUUAACGCCGGGUUCAGCAACAGAGGUAAAGCAGCGGUAUUUGUCCACGAUGACCACAUGUGCAUGGGCAGUAAUCCGGAUUUUGAUACUCCUAAGGCACUAGAGCCGAUCAAGAAACAGCCAAUGAAAGUCAUAGACGUCGUGGAGAGUUCCUGAGGGUUGUGGAGAUCCGGAUCUUGCGCAGGCCUGCGCCAGGGAGAAGUUCGGAGUUAAUGACACCUCCAGGUGUUUAGUGCAUCUGAGGAGAGCGGGAGGUGAAAUAACUUCCCUGAAUUUUCUUCAGAAGAGGCGGUUUCUCACAGUAUCCACUGAAGGCCUGGAGAGAUCGCAUGUCGGCGAGUACAAACGUUGUCGACCCAUAUAUCGAUAACAGGCAUUCCGAGGAGCUAUAGCAGGUUAGCAUACGUACAAUACCUCACUACUUGAAGGAGUCAUGCUCUCCCGAAUACACACAUAAUUUUGCACUAUAACAGCAUGGGUAUAUAAGCACUACGGGUCGGGACAUCAUUGUUUCCUCGCUGCCGUUUCUUCUCACAAGUCACUCCCGAAACCGAAAAUGUACACAUUGCCUGAUCACCGUGUAAUUCCGCAGCAAGUUCGCCGCAAGCCGAGGGAUUCAAAUAGGGGGAUUUGAGCCGGCGGCUGUAUUCAACAUUUAUCUUAUGGUGAUCAAGGGGAACACCAAGCUGAUUCCUUAACGCCUCGAUGUCCUGCUGUAGCUGGUCUUCCACUUGGUACUCUGUAGUACAUUGCCAACGGCAGAGAUGUGAAUUGUUGGCGUUGGUAAAGUUGCUAUGCCAUAGGAUAUGUGGGGGAAGUUUGUAGGAGUGCUAUAGCUCGAGGUAAAUCGAGUCUCGGAUCUCGCGGGGCAGGACGCUGAUAAAUCCAAAUUGGACUUGUGGGUUCAUAGCCAUGCUGUUGGUGGUUGGCUGGGCGGGGAUGCUAGAGUAAUGAAAGGUAGGAUAUUUCCGAUAACAGCGAGGGGUGUAUAUAGGUAUGCCUUCGCAUGUAUUCUUUCUUGAUAAGGCGAAAUUAUACACGCAUGCAAGCCGGGUGGGCGGUGGGUAGUAGUGUGUUGGCUACGCUUGUAGAACUAAUAGAGUUCGGCAAAUCUCUCCAUCAUGGAUGUAAUGGUUAAUAGAUCAACUGAAAGUGCGUGAGGUUGUCCCAGGAAAGUUCCAGGCCUCGAUGGUCACAAUGCCUUCUCGGCCUUGCUACGUUUCAGAGACCGGUUGGAUGGAUGGAGGUGGGCUGGUUCAGGUUCAGAAGUCCUGCCAUCGAACCAGCGACAUGUAGACGCCCAGAUUCUGCCGUACCGGGCUUUCAAGUAGGGAAUAUUCACGAAUCCACCUUAACAAAUAAACUCUUGUUAAAUAACACCUCUGGAUAGCCCCGCGUCCAGGGAGGUUGACGACAAGGCGACCUGACAGCACGAAUUAGGGCUAUGCCAGCACCAAUCAGGGCAAGACGCAGUGGCUUAGGGCUGCACCGUCCAUGCAGAACAUGCAUGACCUCCCGCAACGGAAUCUGCCUCACUGCUUCAGGCCAUUAGAAAAAAGUGGUAUAUAAAAUAGAGGAGCUUGUCCCACUUUUUGUCGUUUCUUUAUGAUUCAAUUUCACUCCUUUACCAUCUAAAUCAGUAGUCAACCGUUGUGGUUCUCAUGCUAACACUUUCAGAGGACUUUUGAAAUUCUGUCUACUGUCAACUCCUAUUAUACACUACUUGAUAAAUCGAUAAACUCGAUCUAUUUUUUUUCUACAUCUCGCGCGUAUAUGCUUGUCCGACUUUCAAACAACCAACUGCCAUAUAUCAACAAAGGAAGAAAGAAAGAAAGAAAAUGUCCGGCUUCAUGCGCUCCUUGAGGAAAGGGAUCAAGCGGGCGGAGAAGGGGAAGAGCAAGAUAUAUGACUGGGCGAAUCAACCGGCGUCUUCGCAAGACCAAUCACCUCAUCUUGAUCUGCCACCAGCUUACUCGCCCACGGAAAGAGAUCAGCAAUACAGCGUACGAAGUCAUGAGACCAUAGAAUACGCUCAGGAAUGCGCCGCUGAUACCUCGCCAUACGCCUUUCUUCGUGACUUCGACACCAUCCUCGUUGUCGACGACAGCGGAAGCAUGAUAGGCUCCAGAUGGCACGAAACCAGAGAAACAAUCGCAGCUAUAGCUCCAAUCUGCGCCGAGUUUGACGACGAUGGCGUGGAUGUAUACUUCUUGAACGAAAAUAACUGGGCGGAGCCAGCAACCGGAGGCUUCCUGAGAAUCAAAACAUCCGCUGCUGUUAACGAGCUCUUUGAUCGGGUUCAUCCAUCGGGACGAACGCCCGUGGGAGCUCGACUGUAUGACAUCCUCAAACCGUAUCUGAAACGCGUCGAAGAUAUGUCGAAGGCAGCUCCUUCUAGCCGAUUUAGCGGGUCACCUGUUAAACCGAUUAACAUCAUCGUGAUCACAGAUGGCAUCCCCACUGACGAUGUGGAAACGGUGGUGGUCAACGCAGCGAGACGGCUGGACAAAUGCGACGCGAAACCGUGGCAAGUGGGGAUCCAAUUUGUGCAAGUUGGCGAUGAUCCAUCCGCGAAGAAGUGGCUCCAGAGCCUCGAUGAUAUCCUACACAAGCGAUACGACAUUCGGGACAUCGUUGAUACAGCACCGUGGAGCGGGGCCGCCCUUACAUCGAACACGAUUUUGAAGAUCAUGCUGGGAGGGGUUGAUAAGAGAUACGACCGACAAGCUGUUUCCAAAGCGGGGGGCAGAUAGUGGUUCCUCCAUUUCUUUCUUCCGUCCUUCUUUCUUCCCUUUUUCCUCCUUUGUUCCCAUUCCGGGAUACCUUAACAGGUUUAUCACGUAUUUAUUUACUCAUCCCAACUUGCUUUAUUUUCAUUUCGGUUAUUAUUGGGUGAAGGAUCCCCUCAGAUUUUUGAUUCCCUCGUAUUCGGAUCUUGUAUUCGUAUCGAAUGGUGCCCUGAGCACUUCCAACACUUAAAAACAAUGUCAUUUUCUUAUCACUUCUGUUGUAGAUAUCUCAUACCGUCAUAUUCAUAUAAUUUUGCCUUAUAACUUUUCAAGUCUCUGCUCUCGAGAUAGCUAAAUCGCUACCAGAGGACGUUCACUGCCUAUCAACCAAUCGUCAGUCAGUCUCCAUAUAAAUGCUAUCAGAAAAACAGAGAAAAAAAGAAGAAUACCAAAUGAGUAACUAGCGCCUUGUAAUUCGUAAUCCAUGCACCAGAAAUUGGCGACAAAUAGCAGCAAUAAUCAGAAAACAAGUAUGCAACCAGAAUCAGUUUCUGAAAAAGUGCAUGUGCAGGCCCAAUCACACAUGU
Blastomyces gilchristii SLH14081 is the source of this 4677-nucleotide messenger RNA. RefSeq lists its product as uncharacterized. The transcript has a single exon. NCBI's taxonomy places the organism in Eukaryota, Fungi, Ascomycota, Eurotiomycetes, Onygenales, Ajellomycetaceae. Bases 3200 to 4114 code for a protein of 304 amino acids. The record is from RefSeq and is a predicted model, not a curated record.